CCGCGCCUCCUGUGUUGCCUGCCGACUCCUCCAGCCCCGCCGUGGCCCCGGACCUCUUCUGGGGAACUUACCGCCCUCACGUCUACUUCGGCAUGAAGACCCGCAGCCCGAAGCCACUCCUCACCGGACUGAUGUGGGCGCAGCAGGGCACCACCCAGGGGACUCCUAAGCUCAGGCACACGUGUGAGCAGGGGGACGGUGUGGGUCCCUAUGGCUGGGAGUUCCACGACGGCCUCUCCUUCGGGCGGCAGCACAUCCAGGAUGGGGCCUUAAAGCUCACCACUGAGUUCGUCAAGAGGCCUGGGGGUCAGCACGGAGGGGACUGGAGCUGGAGAGUGACUGUAGAGCCUCAGGCCUCAGGUACUUCUGCCAUCCCUUUGGUCUCCCUGUUCUUCUAUGUGGUGACAGAUAGCAAUGAAGUCCUAAUACCGGAGGUUGGGUCCAAGGGGCAGUUGAAGUUCAUCAGUGGGCACACCAGUGAACUUGGUGACUUCCGUUUUACACUUCUGCCACCAACUAGUCCAGGGGAUACAGCCCCCAAGUAUGGCAGCUACAAUGUCUUCUGGACCUCCAACCCAGGACUGCCCCUGCUGACAGAGAUGGUAAAGAGUCGCCUAAAUAGCUGGUUUCAGCAUCGGCCCCCAGGGGCCUCCCCUGAACGCUACCUCGGCUUGCCAGGAUCUCUGAAGUGGGAGGACAGAGGCCCAAGUGGGCAAGGGCAGGGGCAGUUCUUGAUACAGCAGGUGACCCUGAAAGUUCCCUUUUCCAUAGAGUUUGUGUUUGAAUCGGGCAGUGCCCAGGCAGGAGGAAAUCAAGUCCUACCAAGACUGGCAGGCAGUCUACUGACCCAUGCCCUGGAGAGCCAUGCUGAGGCCUUUAGAGAGCGCUUUGAGAAGACCUUCCAGCUGAAGGAGAAGGGCCUGGGCCCUGGUGAGCAGGCUUUGGGUCAGGCUGCCCUCAGCAGCCUCCUUGGUGGAAUUGGCUACUUCUACGGACAAGGACUGGUAUUGCCAGACAUGGGGGUGGAAGGGUCUGAGCAGAAGGUGGACCCAGCCCUCUUUCCACCCCUACCUCUUUUUACAGCAGUGCCUUCCCGGUCAUUCUUCCCACGAGGCUUCCUUUGGGAUGAGGGCUUUCACCAGCUGGUGGUUCAGCGGUGGGAUCCCUCCCUCACCCGGGAAGCCCUAGGCCACUGGCUGGGGCUGCUAAAUGCUGAUGGCUGGAUUGGGAGGGAGCAGAUACUGGGGGAUGAGGCUCGAGCCCGGGUACCUCCAGAAUUCCUAGUGCAACGAGCAGUCCAUGCCAACCCCCCAACCCUACUUUUGCCUGUAGCCCAUAUGCUAGAGGUUGGUGACCCUGACGACUUGGCCUUCCUCCGAAAGGCCUUCCCCCGCCUGCAUGCCUGGUUCUCCUGGCUCCAUCAGAGCCAGGCAGGCCCAGUUCCACUAUCUUACCGCUGGCGGGGACGGGACCCUGCCUUACCAACCUUACUGAACCCCAAGACCCUACCCUCUGGGCUGGAUGACUACCCCCGGGCUUCACACCCUUCAGUCACCGAACGGCACCUGGACCUGCGAUGUUGGGUGGCACUGGGUGCCCGUGUGCUGACGCAGCUGGCAGAGUAUCUGGGUGAGGCUGAGGUAGCUGCUGAGCUGGGCUCACUGGCUGCCUCACUGGAGGCAGCAGAGAGCCUGGAUGAGCUGCACUGGGCCCCAGAGCUAGGAGUCUUUGCAGACUUUGGGAACCACACAAAAGCAGUACAGCUGAAGCCCAGGCCCCCUCAGGGGCUGGUUCGGGUGGUGGGCCGGCCCCAACCUCGACUGCAGUAUGUAGAUGCCCUUGGCUAUGUCAGUCUUUUUCCCUUGCUGCUGCGACUGCUGGACCCCAACUCAUCCCGCCUUGGGCCCCUGCUGGACAUUCUAGCUGACAGCCGCCAUCUCUGGAGCCCCUUUGGUUUACGCUCCCUUGCAGCCUCCAGCUCCUUUUAUGGCCAGCGCAAUUCAGAGCAUGAUCCCCCCUACUGGCGGGGUGCUGUGUGGCUCAAUGUCAACUACCUGGCUUUGGGAGCACUCCACCACUAUGGGCAUCUGGAGGGUCCUCACCAGGCUCGGGCUGCCAAACUCCACAGUGAGCUCCGUGCCAAUGUGGUAGGCAAUGUAUGGCGCCAGUACCAGGCUACAGGCUUUCUCUGGGAGCAGUAUAGUGACCGAGAUGGGCGAGGCAUGGGCUGCCGCCCUUUCCACGGCUGGACCAGCCUUGUCUUACUGGCCAUGGCUGAAGACUACUGAAGGGAGGGAGAGGAGG
This is a messenger RNA of Mandrillus leucophaeus (drill), 2304 nucleotides long. RefSeq names its product mannosyl-oligosaccharide glucosidase. NCBI's taxonomy places the organism in Eukaryota, Metazoa, Chordata, Mammalia, Primates, Cercopithecidae. The record is from RefSeq and is a predicted model, not a curated record. Gene Ontology annotation, cellular component: endoplasmic reticulum membrane. Gene Ontology annotation, molecular function: Glc3Man9GlcNAc2 oligosaccharide glucosidase activity. The transcript is spliced from 4 exons. Gene Ontology annotation, biological process: oligosaccharide metabolic process; protein N-linked glycosylation. The coding region runs from base 93 to 2288 and encodes 731 amino acids.